This is a messenger RNA of Tarenaya hassleriana, 1244 nucleotides long. RefSeq names its product GDSL esterase/lipase APG. The coding region runs from base 46 to 1119 and encodes 357 amino acids. Gene Ontology annotation, cellular component: apoplast. Gene Ontology annotation, molecular function: hydrolase activity, acting on ester bonds. Lineage: Eukaryota; Viridiplantae; Streptophyta; Magnoliopsida; Brassicales; Cleomaceae. The record is from RefSeq and is a predicted model, not a curated record. The transcript is spliced from 5 exons.
UCACCACUCGCACAAACACCAAAUUUCAAAAGCACAUUACCAAAGAUGGAUCAAACCUUAAGAUAUCUCAGAAUAUCCUUUCUCUUUUCCCUUGCCGUUUUUCUGAGUUCAUCCCAUGCUCAAGAUUCCACAACCCUUGUCCCUGCAAUCAUCACAUUCGGCGAUUCGGCCGUCGAUGUGGGCAACAACAACUAUCUUCCGACCAUUUUCAGGGCCGAUUACCCGCCUUAUGGCCGAGAUUUCGCCAACCACGAGGCCACCGGACGGUUCUGCAAUGGCAAGUUAGCUACUGACAUCACCGCUGAGACUCUAGGCUUCACUGCUUACCCGCCUGCUUAUCUUAGCCCUCAAGCUUCGGGCAAGAACCUUCUCAUCGGUGCGAAUUUCGCUUCCGCUGCUUCUGGUUACGACCCGAAACCUGCGAUCAUCAAUCACGCAAUCCCGCUGUACCAGCAGGUGGAGUAUUUCAAGGAAUACAAGAGCAAGCUCGUGAAAAUCGCGGGAAAAACCAAAUCUGAAUCGAUAAUCCGAGGAGCAAUCUGCAUUUUGAGCGCCGGAAGCAGCGAUUUUAUCCAGAACUACUAUGUCAACCCUUUGCUAUUCAAAGUCUACACUCCUGAUCAGUACGGUUCUUACCUCAUCGACAGUUUCUCGACUUUCGUCAAGGACGUUUACGGCCUCGGGGUGAGGAAGAUCGGAGUAACGUCUCUUCCACCAUUGGGUUGUCUCCCGGCGGCAAGGACCAUUUUCGGUUUCCACGAGAAAGGAUGUGUUGCAAGAAUCAACACAGAUGCUCAACAAUUCAACAAGAAGCUUAACUCGGCCGCCUCAAAGCUCAAGAAGCAAUACUCAGGCCUUAAGAUCGUCGUUUUCGACAUCUUUAAGCCACUAUACGACCUCGUUCAAUCCCCUUCGAAAAACGGGUUUUCCGAAGCAACAAAAGGGUGUUGCGGAACGGGAACAGUCGAGACGACUUCUCUCCUGUGCAACCCGAAAUCGUUCGGAACAUGCCCGAAUGCUACUCAGUAUGUGUUCUGGGACAGUGUUCAUCCCUCUCAAGCUGCUAAUCAAGUUCUUGCUGAUGCUUUGAUUACUCAGGGCUUCGAGCUUCUCGGCUAAAUGCCUCGUUCCUGAUCGAUAUCUGUAUUACCGAAAUAUUACAAUCGAUUUGUCAAACGAUUAUAUCUUUCCGAUUUGUCCAUGUACUGUCAUCAAUCCAUGAAUGAUACAUUUGUUUUGUACUA